AUGGAGGAGAACAGUAGGAAGGACCACCGGGCUUUGCUCAACCAAGGAGAGGAGAAUGAACUGGAGGUGUUUGGUUAUCGCACCCAGAGUCUGCGGCGAGCCUUCUGCCUGCUCGCAUCGGUGCUGACCUGCGGCCUUCUGCAGCUCGUGUUCUACUGGAGGCCUCACUGGGGAGUGUGGGCCACCUGCCUCCCAUGCCCUUUGCAAGAAGCAGACACUGUUUUGCUGAGAACAACAGAUGAAUUUCAAAAGUAUAUGAGGAAGAAGGUUUUCUGCCUCUACUUAUCCACACUGACAUUUCCUAUAAACAGGAAUCCUGAAAAAUCCCUUGUGGCUGACCGACAUUCUGUCAUAAACCAAGCUGUAAUAAAGCCAGAACUGAAACUGCGAUGCAUUCAAGUGCAGAAACUCAGAUAUGUUUGGGUCAACUUGGAGAGGAGGUUUCAGAAAGUUGGAUUGCUGGAAGACAGCAACUCCUGCUAUGACAUCCAUCACACGUUUGGAUUGGGUCUCACCAGCGAAGAGCAAGAGGUCAGAAGAUUGGUGUGUGGACCCAACGCUAUUGAGGUUGAGAUACAACCCAUAUGGAAGCUGCUUGUUAAACAGGUUUUAAAUCCAUUCUAUGUGUUCCAAGCCUUCACCCUCACUUUAUGGUUGUGUCAAGGUUACAUUGAAUACUCUGUGGCCAUCAUCAUUUUAACCAUUAUAUCUAUUGCCUUAAGUGUCUAUGAUUUGCGACAGCAAUCAGUUAAGCUGCACAACCUUGUGGAGGAACACAACAAAGUCCAAGUUAAAAUCAUCGUAAAAGACAAAGGUUUACAGCAGCUCGAAUCCCGUCUUCUGGUUCCUGGAGACAUUCUUAUUCUACCAGGGAAGUUUUCGUUGCCAUGUGAUGCUAUUCUGAUUGAUGGGAGCUGUGUGGUGAAUGAAGGCAUGCUCACAGGAGAAAGUAUACCUGUCACCAAGACACCACUGCCUCACGUGGAGAACACCAUGCCCUGGAAAUCACACAGUUUGGAAGAUUACCGGAAACAUGUCCUUUUCUGUGGAACCGAAGUUAUCCAGGUCAAGUCCUCCGGGCAGGGGCCUGUAAGGGCAGUCGUUUUGCAAACAGGUUAUAACACAGCCAAAGGAGACUUGGUGAGAUCCAUCCUCUACCCUCGGCCUGUGAACUUCAAACUAUACAGUGAUGCCUUCAAGUUCAUGGUAUUCCUCGCCUGCCUUGGUGUCGUGGGCUUUUUCUAUGCCCUAGGGGUGUAUAUGUACCAUGAAGUUUCUCCCAAAGAAACUGCAACCAUGGCCUUGAUCCUGCUCACUGUGACUGUGCCCCCUGUGCUGCCAGCUGCUCUCACCAUGGGCAUCGUGUAUGCCCAGAAGAGGCUGAAGAAGAAGAAAAUCUUCUGUAUCUCUCCACAGAGAAUCAAUAUGUGUGGGCAAAUCAACCUGGUGUGCUUUGACAAAACUGGUACUCUUACCGAAGAUGGGUUGGACCUCUGGGGGACUGUCCCUACUGCUGACAAUUGUUUCCAAAAAGUUCACAGCUUUGUCUCAGACAAGGCUGUACCUUGGGGUCCACUGUGUGCCGCCAUGGCCAGCUGUCAUUCUCUGAUCCUUCUCGAUGGGACCAUCCAGGGAGACCCAUUGGACCUCAAGAUGUUUGAGGGCACCGCUUGGAAAAUGGAAGAAUGCGAUGUAGAUGCCUGCAAAUUUGGACUACCAGAUUCCAGCAUAAUAAUAAAGCCAGGACCCAAAGCUAGCCAGAGUCCUGUAAAAGCCAUCGCCAUCUUGCGCCAGUUUCCCUUUUCCUCGAGCCUGCAGAGGAUGUCUGUGAUCGCUCAACUGGCUGGGGAGCAUCACUGCCACAUCUACAUGAAGGGCGCCCCAGAAAUGGUGGCCAAGUUCUGCAGACCCGAAACAGUGCCCAGAAAUUUCCAACAGGAGCUGAGAAAUUAUACAGUGCAAGGUUUCCGGGUCAUUGCCCUGGCCCACAAGGUCUUGAAGACGACGAAGCUUUCAGAAAUGGAACAUUUAACCAGAGAGCAUGUGGAGUCGGAGUUAACGUUUCUGGGACUUCUCAUCAUGGAGAAUCGCUUGAAAAAGGAAACGAGGCCGGUGCUGACGGAGUUGAGGCAGGCCCACAUCAGGACUGUGAUGGUCACAGGUGACAACCUGCAAACAGCCAUUACUGUUGCAAGGAAUUCUGGAAUGAUUCCUCGAGGUAACCAAGUGAUCAUUGUGGAAGCCAAUGAGCCAGAAGAAUUUGUACCGGCCUCUGUGACCUGGCAGCUGGUGGUGAACCAAGAAAUUGAGCCUGGAAAGAGCGAAUCCUCCAUUAGCGUUGGAAACAGUUCAGACCAUGAUGGUGAAAGAGGGAGCUCUUACCAUUUUGCGAUGAGUGGGAAAUCCUACCAAGUCAUCUUUCAGCAUUUCAACAGUUUGCUUCCGAAAAUUCUUGUGAAUGGAACCAUCUUUGCAAGAAUGUCUCCUGGGCACAAGUCCAGCCUUAUUGAAGAAUUCCAGAAAUUAGAUUAUUAUGUGGGUAUGUGUGGUGACGGAGCUAAUGACUGUGGGGCCUUGAAAAUGGCACAUGCGGGAAUCUCACUCUCAGAACAGGAAGCAUCUGUGGCAUCGCCUUUCACGUCAAAAACAGCCAACAUUGAGUGUGUACCUCAUCUCAUUAGAGAAGGCCGAGCUGCUCUGGUUUCAUCCUUUGGGGUAUUUAAAUACUUGACCAUGUACGGAAUAAUUCAAUUCAUUGGUACAUCAUUGCUCUAUUGGCAACUGCAACUCUUUGGAAAUUACCAGUAUCUCAUGCAAGAUGUAGCCAUUACGUUGAUGGUCUGCUUAACAAUGAGUUCCACUCAUGCCUACCCAAAGCUGGCUUCGUAUCGACCAGCAGGACAGCUCCUAUCUCCCCCAUUGCUGCUAUCUGUCUUUUUGAAUUCCUGUUUCAGUUGCAUAGUGCAGGUCUCCAUAUUUCUCUGUGUGAAGCAACAGCCCUGGUAUUGUGAGGUCUACCGAUACAGUGAGUGCUUUCAGACCAACCAAAGUAAUUUUUCAACAAAUGGGAAUUUGGAAAGAAACUGGACUGGAAAUGCAACUCUGAACCCUGCCUCGAUUUUAAGUUUUGAGAGCACCAGUCUGUGGCCCAUUGUCACGCUCAACUGUAUCACUGUAGCAUUCGUCUUUUCUAAGGGAAAGCCAUUUCGAAAACCCAUCUACACAAACUAUGUAUUUUCAUUCCUGCUGAUAUCUGCACUGGGCAUCACAAUUUUCAUCAUGUUUGCAGAUUUCCAAGAUAUAUAUCAUGGGAUGGAGUUCAUUCCGACCAUAACUUCUUGGAGGGUUUUGAUCUUGGUGGCAGCCCUUACCCAAUUCUGUGUGGCUUUCUUUGUGGAGGAUGCUAUCCUUCAAAAUCAUGAACUCUGGCUAUUGAUCAAGAAAAAAUUUGGAUUCCACUCCAACAGUCAGUAUAGGAUCUGGCAAAGAAAUCUGGCAGAAGACUCUGCGUGGCCCCCCAUAAACAGGACAGAUUAUUCAGGCGAUGACAAAAAUGGAUUCUACAUCAACAGGGGCUAUGAAAGCCCUGAAGAGAUCCCCCCAAAACAGCUGAAAUUGGGCAACCUAACCACAGAACAACAUCUUUGGACCAGAUUGUAA
Messenger RNA from Ochotona curzoniae (black-lipped pika), 3660 nucleotides. RefSeq names its product ATPase 13A5 (gene ATP13A5). Gene Ontology annotation, biological process: polyamine transmembrane transport; intracellular calcium ion homeostasis. Gene Ontology annotation, cellular component: late endosome membrane. NCBI's taxonomy places the organism in Eukaryota, Metazoa, Chordata, Mammalia, Lagomorpha, Ochotonidae. Gene Ontology annotation, molecular function: ATP binding; ATPase-coupled monoatomic cation transmembrane transporter activity; polyamine transmembrane transporter activity. The record is from RefSeq and is a predicted model, not a curated record. Bases 1 to 3660 code for a protein of 1219 amino acids. The transcript is spliced from 30 exons.